This is a messenger RNA of Rhagoletis zephyria (snowberry fruit fly), 7347 nucleotides long. The record is from RefSeq and is a predicted model, not a curated record. Lineage: Eukaryota; Metazoa; Arthropoda; Insecta; Diptera; Tephritidae.
AUGCCUCAAUCAGUCAGUCACCAGAACCGGGGACAACCAACAGGAAACAUCAAGGCCGUCUCGACGGAGGGUCUGAUUAAUAUCAAUGGAGUGAUGUACCGACGUCUGCCGAAGUCGACGCCGACGCCGAUGCCAGUGCAAAUCAUCGCUCAACAACAUUCAUCAAGUGUCUCCGUCAAAUAUUCUGUUGCUGAUGCUGCUCCUACCGCCUCAAAGCCCAUCACCGCCACCAAUGAAGAGGUGAUGACGGCCAGCCAAAGCUCAUCAGCAUCACCACCGCCGUAUGACAUAGAAAAGGACCCCAAGUUCAUUGAGCUGAUGGACUUCAUUGGCGAGGACGAGGCCGAAAAUGACGACCGCGAUGAGUGCAUACUGAAGUGCAUUGCCAAGAUGCGCUCCUUUGCCAGAAGCGACGCCUUCACCGAUGAGGCGGUGGCCGAGUUGAUCAUCUUUUUCGGCCGCCCUAUUGUGCCCUGUGUCCGCGACCAGGACGAGAACAAAGAGUGCAGCAAUCCAAAGGUGCACUGUCGUUGUGCGGUGGCCAGAAAGCUGCAAGAAAGUGAAGCCAUUGCCGAAGGCAGGGCCACCCCCAUUGCCGGCUCCCUAGCCUACCGGAAGCUGGCGGAGGAGCGCAAGGCAGUGAUCAAGGCGCAACAUGAUGCCCUGUUCUGGCAGAACAAGGCGGAGGUGAUGGCCGCUCAACUGCGCCACCUGCACGGCAUCGAGCCAUCGGUAGUGCUGGAAACAGAGAAGGAGGUUGUAAAUGGGACAAAGGGGAGUGUCACCUCUGCAGCACAACAGAAGCAGAACUCGGACGAUUCGGACGACUUGGACAACUCAGUGGACUCAGAAGACUCAGUGGACUCAGAGGUGGAGGAGGACCUAGUUCGCUUCGUCCGCACAAAGGUGCCCCCACCGGCGCCCCUCGUCUUCCAGACGCCUCGACUGGAGGUGCAGCGACUGCAACAGGCCGUUGUGCCCACCUACAUGCGCCCCAAGGGUUUCCUAAAGCGGCCAGAGCUGAAGGGAACGGAAGUAGUUAAACAGAUCCUCAGCUCAUCAGCCAAAAAGAGCCAAGACGAUGCCAGUGUCAGAGCCGCCACUCUGGCUAAACUUUCUGCUGGUGUUGGGGCAAAUUCAAAAUUAAAUGCUGCUAAUCACGGUCGACGACUGGAUAUGACGACCAAAGUCGGAACUGGAGUAACGACAAUGAAGACAACUGUCGUUGAGACUCGACCAAAACCGUCGCAAAAAACCGUGAGUGGCACUUUGAUUGCGGAAGAUCACCACUCCAAAGCUGCAGCCGUGUCUUCAGCCUCAUCAUUGGCAUCAACAACAACAGCAACAACAAUAUCAUCGCCUGUGAUCGUCAGACCAAAGGCCAUUGCUCGUCGUCAAUUGUCUUCACUGACAACGACACCGGAAAAACAACAACAGCAGCAGCCUGUUUUUACCUCAUCCUCUGCUUCUACCUCUGAAAACACUGCUGUUGUUCAAGACCUAUCGAAAAAGAUCUCACCUUCAGCUGAAAAUGUAUCUGUGAUCCCAUCUCCACUACCAUCGACGUCAUCACCACCUGUCACUACUGCAGCACCAACUUCAGCCAUCAUUCCGGAAACAGUUGCUGAAAGUGUUGACAUCGCCGAGAAAAUGGAUGCAGAGUUGUCGACAACUGAAGAAGUUCUCAUCAAAUCUUGUGAUCAUUCUAUUGAUAAUUUAACUGGUGAAACAGUGGUUUCAAACAUUGUUGAGGAUGCCAGCCAUAGCAAAGAUAAUGAUUUUACAAACAACACUUCAGUAGAAAUUGACAAUGCUACUUGUUCAAUCAUUGAAACAGCAACUGGAGAUGAUGACAUCGAAAACAUGGACGUGGAGUCGUCUUCAACUGAAAAUGAUGUUUUAAGUAUCGAAUUUUCUAUCGCAGAGUCUCUCAAGAUUCUAAAUGAAUGCACCACUGUUCCACACAUGGACAUUGCCGAAAAUGUUGAAAAUGCCAGCAAAAACGAGAAUAAGGACGAGCCUACAAAGGGAAAUGAGGAAGCUAGCGAUUUCUCUGUUGUCAUUCAUUCAAAUGAAAAUAAUGCUUCAAUUUCAAACAUCGUUGUUGACAAUAAUGCAGCCCUUUUGAUCACUUCUGAAACAACAACUGAAAAUGGAGACACAGAGAACACAGAAGUGGACUUGUCGACAACUGAAGAUGGCUCUAUUGAAUCAUCUAUCGUUAACUCAGCUGACAAAACAAUGGAAUCAAACAUUGACAUUGUUGCUAAAAAUGCUCAAGAUACCACCAGCAAAAAAACCAGCAAUCCUUCAGAUGCAGUUGACGAUGCUGCUAUUCUUUCGAUCUCUGCUGAAACAUCGGCUAAAAAUGCCGACACCAAAAACAUGGAUAUGGAGUUGUCGACAAUUGAGGAUGUUUUUACUGAAUCUUCUGAGCAAAAUCUUUCUAUUAGUAACUCAGAUGGCAAAACAAUGAUAGCAAACGAUGGUGAGGAUGCUAGCAAAAACAAAGCCAACAACAGCACAUAUUCAGUAGUUGAAAAUGCUGCUACCCUCUCAAUCUCUGCUGAAACAGCAAUUGAAAAUGUUGAUCGCAACGAGAACAUGGAAAUAGAGUCGUCCACAACUGAAAAUAAUGUUUCAAGUAUUGACUACUCUGUCACCCAGUCUAUCAGCAUUCUAGCUGAAAACACCACCGCUUCAAACAUCGACAUUGGUGAGAAUGAUAAAAAUGCCAAGGAUGCUCAAAACGAGGAUAAAGAUGCAAGGGAUGAGAAUGAAGAUACUUUUGAAUCUUCUGCAGUCGCUCAUUCAAUUGACGGUUCUGCUGUUACCACUUCAAACAUUUGUGUCGAAAUUGAUGCUGAUGAACCUUCAACAAUUGUUGAUAGCAGCGAGAAUUUAGUCGACAAAACUGAUUUAAGUAUUAACAUUGCUGAGGGCGCUGAGAAUGCCAGCAAAAACGAGGAGGAGGACGUGACUAUGAACGAUAAAAAUCAAGAGACUAGCGGAUCCUCUGCAGCCAUUCAUUCAAUUAUCUCCUCCGCAAUUGAUGAGGUUGCAAUCUCAAGCAUCGUUGUUGAAACUGAUGCUAAUGUCCCAAACAAAAGCAAAGGUAUGAAUGUGUCUACAAAUGACGAUGAUGACCUUUCUAACAAUUAUUUUGCAGAUGACCAAUUUUCUACAAACAACAACACAGUAUUAGAAAAUGCUGCUCCUUCAAUCAUUGCUGAAACAGUGGCUCAAAGUGUGGACACCGAGAAAACGGAUGUGGAACGGUCGACGAUUGAGGAUACUUCUAUUAAAUCUUUUGAGCACUCUAUCAGUAAUUCAGAUAUUAUCAAAACAACAGUAUCAAAGAUUGUUGAAGAUGCCAGCAAUAUCAAAGGUAAAAAAGUGCCAUCAAACGACGAUGAUGACCUGUUCAACAAAUUUUUCACAGACAAUUCAACCAACAAGAACGCUUCUUCAGGAGUUGAAAAUGCUGCUACCCUUUCAAUUUUUGCUGAAACAACCGUUGAAAGUGUUUCCACCGAGAACAUGGAAGUGGAGUUGUCCACAACUGAAAAUGAUGGUUCAAGUAUCGAAUUUUCUAUCGCAGAAUCUAUCAAGAUUUUAACUGAAAACGCCAUCGUUCCAAGUCUGGACAUUGCUGAGAAUGCUGAGAAUGCCAGCAAAAACGAGAAUAAGGACGUGCCUACAAAAGAAGAUAAGAGAGUUAGCAACUCUUUUGUUGUCAUUCAUUCAAAUGAAACUGAUACUACAACUUUAAACAUCGAAAUGGACAUUGAUGAUUCUGAAAAUGGCAAAUGUGCCCAAAACAAGAAUAAGGAUGCACCUACUAGCGAUGGGAAUGAAAAAGUUUGCGAAUCUUUUGCAGUCGCUCAGUCAAUUAACGAUUCUGCAACCACCAUUUCAAACAUUGGUGUUGAAACUGAUGCUGAUGCCCUUUCAAUCUUUGCUGAAACAACGGUUGAAAAUGGAGACACUGAGAACACAGAAAUGAAUUUGUCGACAAAUGAAGAUGGCUCCAUUGAAUCAUCUAUCGUUAACUCAGUUGACAAAACAAUGGAAUCAAACAUUGACGUUUCUGAGGUUGCUGAUGAUGUCAACAAGAAGAACGAGAAUAAGGACGUGUCUACAAACGAUGUAGAUGAAAAGGCUAGCAAAUCCUCUGCUAUCGUUCAUUCAAUCAGCUCUUCCGCAAUUGAUGACGUUGUAAUCUCAAGCAUCGUUGUUGAAAUUGAUGCUGAUGCUCAAAGCAAAAACAAAGAUGACGAACCUUCGACAAGCAGCAGCACAGUAUUAGAAAAUGCCGCCUCUUUAAUUACUGCUGAAACGACGGUUAAAAGUGUUGACACCAAAAGCAUGGAUGUGGAGUUGUCGACAACUGAGGAUGUUUCAAUUGAAUUCUCUAACCAUUCCAUCAGUAACUCAGAUGGCAAAACAAUGGUAUCAAGCAGUGCUGAGGAUGCCAGCCAAAACAAAGAUGACCAACCUUCCACAGGCAACACCGCAGUUCUAGAAAUCGCUGCUUCUUCAAUUGCUGCCCAAACAGCUGCGGAAAUAGUUGACACCGAGAACAUAGAUACAGAGUUGUCGACAGUUGAAAAAGAUGUUUUGAGUGUCGCUUCCUCUGUUACCCAGUCUAUCAGCACUCUAAUUAAGAACACUUUCGCGUCACUCCUGAACAUUGGGAAAGGUGCUGAGAAUGCCAACGAAAACGAGAAUAAGGACGUGCCUACCAAGGACAAAGAUGAAGAGACUAGCGAAUCUCCUGCUGUCUUUCAUUCAAUUGACACCUCUGCAAUUGACAAUGCUACUGCAACUUCAAGUAUGGAUGUUGAUGCUGAAACCGAGAAAAACGAAAACAAAGUGCCUAUAGACGACGACGGCGAUGAAAAGGCUCAAGAUUCCUCUAUUGACAUUCAGUCAAUCGACAAUGUUGCUGCUAUAUCAAACAUUGUUGUAGAAACUGGGGCUGAUUCCCAAAGCAACAUCAAAGAACAACUUCCAACUAUCAACGCCUCAGUUGCCGUUGACAAUGCUGCCCUUUCAAUUACUGCUGAAACAACUGCUGAAAGUGGUGACACAGAGAAAAUGGAUGAAGACAUGUCUACAAAUGAAAAUGUUUCAGCUGAGCUCUCAAAUCAUUCUGACACUAACUUACAUGGCAAUACUAUUUCAAACAUGGACAUUGCCAAAGAUGCUGAAAGUUCCAGCAAAAGCAAAAAUAAGGAUCUGCCUACCAAAGACAAAGAUGAAGAGACUAGCGAAUCCACUGCUGUCAUUCAUUCAAUUGUCACCUCUGCAAUUGACAAUGUUACUGCCAUUUCAAUCAGUGCUGUUGAAACCGAAAUCGAGAAAAACAUGAACGAAAUGCCUACAAACGACGGAGGUGAAAAGGCCAGCAAAUCCUCUGCCGUCGCCCUGUCAAUUGACGACGUUUCUACUUCCACCAUCACCACGAGUUCAAUCAUCGAGGUUGAAAAUGCUACCAAAGAUGCCGAAAUCGAGACAAACGAGGACCACCUGCCAGCAAAGGACAACGAAAAAACUAACGAAAUCUCUUCUGAGGUCUUUCAAUCAAUUACCUCUGCAACUGCCCCUGCUGCUGACAGCCAAGUUGAGCAAUUGGAACUGACCACCACUACCACCAUUACUACUUCUACUGGUGUUGAAAACAAGAGCUGUUUGCAGAUGGCACCCAACACCGAUACGCCCGUACCUGAAAAACGAAAACGAGGUCGUCCGCGCAAAGACGAACAAACCAAGGCGGCGGAUCUGGAGAAACGGCUGCAGGCCAAGGCAAAAACAGCAGUCGUUGACUCGGAAAAUCGACGAAAGUCCACCCGAUCUCUCCGAGUGGCAGUCCACCAGCCCAGUACUUCAAAGGUGGCCACUCCCAGUGCUGAGGUGGGUCUGCCUGCAGUACCGGCGCCCAAACCCAAGCCUACGCAUGAACAGACACCGAAAACGACUUCGACACUGACAACGACACUGACACCGAAAACAACUUUGACGCCGACUCCGACUCCGACAUCAGCAGGCAUCGACACUCCGGUGAAACGAGGACGAGGUCGACCGCGCAAGUAUCCUCGGCUAGGGGAAUACUCCAUUGGAUCAACUCAAACUCCGGUAAAUCCGCCGCCGCUUCCGCCGCCUCAACCAGUUGAAGUUGAAAUGGUUGACAUUCAAAACCAGGUUCGAAAAUCAGCUUCAACAGCAGCAGCAGCAAAAGCACCUGUAGCAUCAUCAAAAAAGAAGGUGACUAAAAAGGAUGUUGCAACACCUUCUUUUUCUCCAGCACCGACUCAAUCAUCGGCAUCACCAUCAUUAGUUGCCUCUACGAAAGGAGCAAAUGCAACUGUGGCUGCUUUUAACGAUAAUGAUUUAUCACCACAAGACAAGCUCAAUUCGAUUUUGCCCGUUCGAACUUCAGCACGAAUUGCCAGCAGGAAAAGCCGCAUCCGUGAAAGUUUGGCAAAGAAAGGCGAUGCUGAUGCUGAUGAUGGUGAGGGUGACAGCAACAACCACAGCAGUGCCAAAAAGCAGAAAAUGUUAAAGUCAAAAUCAGAGUCGGUAAAAAUGAGUCGCACUUCCACUUUCACUUCAGCAGCCACCACCAAAAUUCUCAGCUCACGGGUGCCCAACUACAAAAAGCUAACUCCUCAAGCUUUUAAACUUGCCUGGGUAGAGGGCACGCCUACUGAAAAAAUCCGUAAAUGGUCUUACUACUGUCUCUGGCCGAACUGCGGUCACAGGAACGGUUCUCGGUGGAACAUGGAAGCGCACUUGCGUAAGACGCACCUCAGUCUGCCCAAGGAGGUGUCAAAAACCAUACAGAUAGUGGGUGCUUCUGUUUCUAAAUCAUUUACUUCGGCCAUUCUUGGAACUUUGGUUGACAAGGGACUAGUUCACUAUGAUGAUCCGCUCAGCAAAUACUUAAAUGAAUCAAUUUUUCCUGCCAAGCAAUACAACAAUAAAACAGCCACAAUCACAUUGCGUCACUUACUGAGCCAUAGCGCUGGAGUGCAUGUAAUGGAAGAUAUUCUUAAAGAUUUAGGCAUUGUAGUCAUCGCUCAAAAUGAAGUCACUUCAACUACUCCAACUAUGGGUUUCAGCNCAUUGCGUCACUUACUGAGCCAUAGCGCUGGAGUGCAUGUAAUGGAAGAUAUUCUUAAAGAUUUAGGCAUUGUAGUCAUCGCUCAAAAUGUAACGCAAACAAUUGCCAAGUUUAAAGAUUUACCAUUGCAAUUUCAACCAGGAAGUCACUUCAACUACUCCAACUAUGGGUUUCAGCUAAUUGGAGCUGUCAUUGAAUCGGUCACUAAAAAGCCUUAUCAG